This is a messenger RNA of Lagenorhynchus albirostris (white-beaked dolphin), 5337 nucleotides long. It is a transcript of the gene ACVRL1, whose product is annotated as activin A receptor like type 1. Lineage: Eukaryota; Metazoa; Chordata; Mammalia; Artiodactyla; Delphinidae. The record is from RefSeq and is a predicted model, not a curated record. Gene Ontology annotation, biological process: dorsal/ventral pattern formation; cellular response to growth factor stimulus; heart development. Bases 1550 to 3064 code for a protein of 504 amino acids. The transcript has 10 exons. Gene Ontology annotation, cellular component: BMP receptor complex; plasma membrane. Gene Ontology annotation, molecular function: SMAD binding; transforming growth factor beta receptor activity, type I; ATP binding.
AGUCAGCAGGAGAUCUUUCAAGAAGUUUUGUUAGACAUGAAAGGAGUCCACCAGUCCCCAGGAGUCUGUCUGUGGUAGAGUCAGGUCUCAGGGCGAAUCAGGCAGGGUCAGCUCGGAGUUGGGACUGGUCUGGACUCAGCACCCUCUUGUACCUAAUCUUAUGCCAGGCCCGGCUAGAAAUUGGACAGUCGCAGUUUGCCUCCACUACAUUCCCAGGAUUAGACCAGAGGCGGAUUCUGCAAAUGCUACCAAGCCCUCCCUGCACUGUUCCUGGGCCCCAGAGGCUGGACAUAUCCUGAACAAAGCCCGCGCCCUGCCCUCCCUCCGCCGUGUCUCUGAGUCCCUGGUUUCAGUGUUUAGCCUUGUCUGUCCCUUCUCCAGUAGAAGGGGGGAGAGGUCCCUGGGUAGGAAUUAGAGUCCCUGCCCCCUGCCCUCCACUCCCACUCACCCAGCGGGGUCCUGCCCAGUGAAAUGAAAGCACGGGGACCAGUCAGCAUUGUGUAGGACCCACUUCUCAAAGUGUGGUACCCACACAAACUGAUCAGAAUUACCUGGGGACGUUUUUUUAAAUGCGUGUUUCUUACUGGUCCCAAUGGACUAAAUCAGAAUCUGGAGUGGGGGUGAGACCAAAGAACGUGCAUUUCUAAUGAAGCACUUCAGGUGCUUCUGCUGAGGAACUGUGUAGGUGAGAGGGUGCGCUGGAGCACAGAGAGGUGACAGCAUGGGUAGAGGGUUCUAGAAGGCUGCCGGCUGUCAUCCUAUCGUUACCCCCUUUUGCUUCUUGCUGCACACUCUCUCCCUAGCUGCUCUCUGGGCAAAGACUGCCAAGGAUGGAUUCUCGCCCUUACCCCAGUGGGCAAAUUCGACUUGUCUGGGGCUCCCUCUCCAGCCACCAGUCCCACUGUAGAGUGCUUGCCAGACUCCCCACUGCCUUCUGGGAGGGGCAAGAGGCAGGAGGUCAGGCAGAGGCUGGGGACACAGCUGCAGCAGCCCAGGGCUCCGUUUCCUCCCCCAGCCCUGGGCCUCUGGGGCAGAGGAAGCCCAGGCAGGAAGGCCAGAGCUGCCACCAGCCAGAGAGGCCCACGAAGCGCCCCCCUCAUCCCCCCACGAGUCAUCCUGCCCUCAGAACCUCAGCAUCAUGGAUCUUCAUUUGGCACCGUUCUUAGACUAGGGGCCUUCUGUAGCCUAUGUGGCCAUAUGCCCAGCCCUACCAGCCUUACCAUGUCAUGCCAGAAGACACUGCCCCUCCCUCGUGGCAGCUGCCCCUACCUGGGGAUCCAGUCCCCAGGCACACACCUGCAUACUCUCCACCAUUCAGAAAGUCCUUCUUGCUGUCUGACCUUAGUCCUUCUUGCUGCAGCCUCAGCCCUAAUCUUCUCAUUCUAAACCUCGGAGAAAUGAAGAAGGGCGUGACUUCUGAAGCACUGGAUGGUUUGGGAGCUGAGAUGGGGACUGUUAUAGGUCAGAAUUACUCCCCUAGUGCUCUCCACCAAACUUCUGGAAAAGUUCAACCAGCCACAGAAGGUCAAACAUUCAACAUCUAAGGACCAUGACCUUGGACCCUCCCAGGAGAACCUUUCUGAUGCUACUGACGGCCUUGGGCCUGACCCAGGGCGACCCCGUGAAGCCCUCUCGGGGCCCGCUGGUGACCUGCACGUGUGAGAACCCACACUGCAAAGGGCCUACCUGCCAGGGGGCCUGGUGCACAGUAGUGCUGGUGCGGGAGGAGGGCACACACCUCCAGGAACAUCGGGGCUGCGGGAACCUGAACCAGGAGCUCUGCAAGGGGCGGCCCACCGAGUUCUUCAACCACUACUGCUGCUACAGCCCCUUCUGCAACCACAACGUGUCCCUGGUGCUGGAGGCCACCCAGACUCCGCCAGAGCCGCCGCAAGAAGAUGGCCAGCUGCCUCUCAUCCUGGGCCCUGUGCUGGCCUUGCUGGUCCUAGUGGCUCUGGGUGCCCUGGGCCUGUGGCAUGUCCGGCGGAGGCAGGAGAAGCAGCGGAGCCUGAACAGCGAGCUGGGCGAGUCCAGCCUCAUCCUGAAGGCAUCCGAGCAGGGGGACAGCAUGCUGGGGGACCUCCUGGACAGUGACUGCACCACCGGCAGUGGCUCAGGGCUCCCCUUCCUGGUGCAGAGGACAGUGGCACGGCAGGUGGCUCUGGUGGAGUGUGUGGGAAAGGGCCGCUAUGGCGAGGUAUGGCGGGGUCUGUGGCACGGUGAGAGCGUGGCCGUCAAGAUCUUCUCCUCGAGGGAUGAACAGUCCUGGUUCCGGGAGACUGAGAUCUACAACACGGUGCUGCUCAGACACGACAACAUCCUAGGCUUUAUCGCCUCGGACAUGACUUCCCGCAACUCAAGCACGCAGCUGUGGCUUAUCACGCACUACCACGAGCAUGGCUCGCUCUACGACUUUCUUCAGAGGCAGACGCUGGAGCCCCAGCUGGCCCUGAGGCUAGCCGUGUCCGCGGCCUGCGGCCUGGCGCACCUGCACGUGGAGAUCUUCGGCACGCAGGGCAAGCCGGCCAUCGCCCACCGCGACCUCAAGAGCCGCAACGUGCUGGUCAAGAGCAACCUGCAGUGCUGCAUCGCGGACCUGGGCCUGGCUGUAAUGCACUCCCAGGGUAGCGACUACCUGGACAUCGGCAACAACCCACGCGUGGGCACCAAGAGGUACAUGGCCCCCGAGGUGCUGGAAGAGCAGAUCCGAACCGACUGCUUCGAGUCCUACAAGUGGACGGACAUCUGGGCCUUUGGCCUGGUGCUGUGGGAAAUCGCCCGCCGGACCAUUGUCAAUGGCAUCGUGGAGGACUACAGGCCACCCUUCUAUGAUGUGGUGCCCAAUGACCCCAGCUUUGAGGACAUGAAGAAGGUGGUGUGUGUUGACCAGCAGACCCCCACUAUUCCCAACCGGCUGGCUGCAGACCCGGUCCUCUCAGGCCUGGCUCAGAUGAUGCGGGAGUGCUGGUACCCAAACCCCUCUGCCCGCCUCACUGCGCUGCGGAUCAAGAAGACACUACAGAAGCUCAGCAACGGUCUCCAGAGGCCCAAAGGGAUUCACUAGCCACAGGCCUGAAGCCUGACUCUCCUCCGCCUGCAGUGUGUGUGGUGGGCAGUGGAUGGUGGCCUGUCUGGGUAGAGGUUCUGUGAGUGUGUGUGCUGGGGAGGGGAGUGCCCCUCUGUGGGCAGCUGUGCCUGCCCAACUCGGCCCCCAGCCCAUCCAGCCAAAAAUACAGCUGGGCUGAAACCCGAUCCCCGCACCCGCCGCGUGCUGUCUGGCCUGCUCAAAGCAGCAGGCUCCCUGACGCCGGGUUCCCCCCGCCUCCCACGCCCUGGGUGCACCCCACUACCACCCCCAGGACCUGAUGCAAAAGAGGCCUCAGAGCCAGGGUGGCCUGCACUUUACCCCCUGCUGUCAGUCAACCCCACUGCCCCACCAGAGCUGCCAGGGUGGCACAGGGCCCCGUCCAGCCUUCAGUAGACACCCUGCCCUGCCAGGCUUUAGCCUCUGUCCCAAGCCCCGGACACCCAGGCCCAUGGGUUUUUCUCCGUGGGUUUGUAUCUCAGCUCCAGGCCGCCUUGGGCCUCUAUCUCCUAGACAAGACCCCUGCUAGCUGAAUGCUAGCUGCCCAAGAGAGCGGGGGGCCUGAUCCUGGGCCCCUGCUCCACUCCCCUCCUAGCUGACUUACUGUGGCAUUAAACCCAAGGAGUCUUGCUGUGGGCGUGGCAGAGUCAUAGGCCAGUGGAGAGGUGGCAGGUCAGAUGGGCAAGGCCCAGGACUUUCAGAAUAAACUGAGAGGAUGUUGGAGCCAAGCAUGGCCGCCGGGGAAGGGCUCAGCUGGGCGUUAGGAGACCCAGGGUCUGGUCCGGGUGCUUGCUCUACAGGACAAGAAGGAGGCCUUCGCUGGCCCAGGACCUUUGUUUCUUUAUCUACAUAUUGAAAGAUUUGUAGAUGAAGAUUUGGUCCUGAUGUCUUUUGAGGUGUUUUUCAGCUCUAAAGUUCUUUGAAAUGUUUAGCCUGUGUCAGAAGUCAGUUCAUCAGUCCCUUGUACUCAUUGUGCCCCAGCCCCUGGCAAUUUGCUUCAAGAUGGAGAUUUGAAAAUAACUUUAGCUGAGGCCAAGGGUGUCUGAAAUGCCUCCUAGUUUAAUUCCACGAGCUCCAGUUCCGGCCGUAACCCAUGCCUGUGGCCAUCCUUGGGCUCACACAGCCCUGGGCCUUCUGGCAGGCAAGCCAGCCCCUCACCUGCUCUAUAGCUUCGCCUUCUCUGUCCAGGGCUGAGAGGGGCCAGGGGCCAGCUUCCUGCAGGGCCUCAAGGCUCAGAAGAAAUCUGGCUCCAGCCAGCAAGCCUGCAGCACCCAGGUUCCUGCUCCCCACUGGCCCCUGGCCCAGGCCCACACCCUUGGCCGGGCCCCAGAGAGUGUGUGUCUAGGAAGAACCUGGUGGCUGGAGAGAAACACAUGGAAAGUUCGGCGUUUGGAAAUAUCGAGGGUGUAUGUCCAUGCGCUGAGGAGGUUACCCUGAAUCCUAGGCGGGUAGAUGGGCUGGAGGGUGAUGGGGCUGGAAGUGGGGCCUGAGUGUUGGUGGGGAACAGAGCUCAGGCUAGGGACAUGACAGCCCCAAGCUUGGGAAGACCUGGCCUCACAGCCCUCAGCCUGGGACAGGGUGGAGAAGGACCCUCAGUUGUCCACAGGAGAUUAAGGAAACACAGCCUCCUUCCCCUCCUGCUGGAAACGCCCCAGCACAGCCUCCCUGGCCGGCUUCUCGGCUUCUCGAGUGUUUCUUCCUUCCACCGUCAGAGAGGCACCUUCCCAGGCUGCCUCCCAGCAUUGUGCAAGGCCCGGAGGAGAACCAGGAAGUGAAACUGGGUGAAACAGAAAGCUGCAUGGACCUGCCACGUUCCCACAUCGUCGUGGGUCACUCUGCUUCCCGAUAGUGUCACGUCUUCUGGUCACUGGAACCCACCUAGCCCAGGAAUCAGGACACUCCUCAAGGGUUUUAUCUCCACUGGAUUUGGGGGUUAAAAGUCUCCUGAGACUCCACAGCCAGAAACUGAAGGCAGCAGCUCACCAAAGGCCGGAAAAUCCCUAAGAGGAGAAGGUCUGAGGCAAGAGGUGGAGUGAUGGGGGAGAGUUGAGGGAAGGGGCCGGAGUUGGGAGUACAGCUGUGGCCAGGGAGAGGAGGAGGCGUUGGUGAGAGCGGUCUGCAUAAUGCUUCUGAGUUCAGGACGGUGUUCCAAGGCCGAAAUUACAGUCUCUUAACCUGGAGAUACUCUUCGUGGGAGCAUUUAGCUUGUGCUUAGCACAUAGUAGGUCCUCAAUAAAGCAUGGUUGAAGGUC